ACCACCCACCACCAUCACCCCAACUUUACUUACUUUCCUAUGGAGCCUGGAAACCAAUCAUCCGAAAACGAUGUGAAGUACCGCGGGGUGCGCCGCCGUCCUUGGGGCAAAUUCGCGGCGGAGAUACGCGACUCGACCAGGAACGGGCAGAGGAUAUGGCUGGGGACGUUCGACACCGCGGAGGAGGCGGCCAGGGCUUACGACCGAGCUGCCUACGCUAUGAGAGGACACAUCGCUGUCCUUAAUUUCCCCCAUGAGUACCCAAUGGGCCGGGGCCCAUCCGCGGCAGCUUCAGGCUCGGCCGCAGCUGGGUCGUCCUCUUCUUCUUCUUCGAACCGACGAGGCUCGUCAUCUUCUUCGCCUCAGGUGGUGGAGUUCGAGUACUUGGACGACAGGUUGCUGGAUGAGAUGCUGGAGCAAGAAGAGAACAGGAGGAGGAACAACCGCUAGUUAAUGAGAUGACUCUCUAGCUGGAUGGCUCGGUAAAUUGAAGCUAGUAUAACCCUUAUUGCCUCCUUCUAAGUUGAUGAUUAUGACCUAUGUGUGUGGAACAAAGUAUUCAUAUGUAU
Molecule: messenger RNA, 569 nt
Organism: Linum trigynum
Lineage: Eukaryota; Viridiplantae; Streptophyta; Magnoliopsida; Malpighiales; Linaceae
Source: the annotation of a GenBank genome assembly